Messenger RNA from Prorocentrum cordatum, 1636 nucleotides. NCBI's taxonomy places the organism in Eukaryota, Dinophyceae, Prorocentrales, Prorocentraceae. The record is from the annotation of a GenBank genome assembly.
UGAACAGUAACCGCUGCCCUCUGCACAAACAGCCUCAAGCACUGUCUGACGAGCUGGAAUAAUUCGCCAACCAAUUACCGGCUUCGAGCCCCCCACGGGCCCUCGCGGACGCGUAACCAAACGCUGUGAGACCACGCCAACCGCCAGAAUAAAAUAGAGCUGUCGGGCCGCCCGCUUUUAAAGCGUCCGAAGCCCAGCCCCGCCGGAAAGCAUGCGUACCCCAAGCUGCUGGCGAUUCCAAACCUGCAGCGGCUGCUCCCAAUUUCAGGAGCGCCAGCGACUCGGAAUACCUGAUAUGGCUGAAAGGCGGACGCACUUGCGCCUCUAAUUGCUCGAGGGCGCACACGCCGCACAUGCUGGGGCCGAGGACCUCGCAAAUGCACUGCCUUGUAACUACCACCGGCUCUUUGUAACACUUCCGUUUCAUGUACGUAAUCGAACAAGAAAGUUUGCCACGCUUUUUUCUGAACGCCACAGGCGCCAGCCCUGUGCCUAUGAUCAGUGUCUCGCUAUAUCGUAAAGUAAAAUGACGAGACACAGCCCACGACAUGGCCACGUCACGCUUGCCUGCGCCCACAGCCCAUUCAUACAACAAGCGCGUAUCUUGCACAGAAGCCCGCAUCCUCGGACGGCGAACACCACACGCUGUGGAUUUCUCUGCACCACGGACCAACCGCGAGGUGUCGCUCAGAGCGCCCGCCUCACAUUUGAGCCAAGCCAACACGGACCGCAAGUGCGAUAAAUACUUCGACAAAGAAGCACCGUUGCGAAACAACGUGGCGAAACAGUACAACGAUGCCUCAGCAGGCGGCCACGGCGGCUGCGCUGUCAGAGCCGCCGCGUGGCCCCACAAUUGCACAGCUGAUGCGCACGCCCCUGCGCUCUUGCGCCACCCUUGGAACUCCAUCCAGCAAGCCUGCUGCGCGAACUGAAAGCUAGAAGUAUUGUUGUCUCUCGCCCGUGCCAAUUCCUCAGUUGGCGUGCCUGCCACUGGAAGCGGCGCAGCCGCCUGCUUGCCCAGAAUACGAAUGGCAUCUGCCAGAACCGAAGGAGCAGGCGGCCUGCGGAGUUUUGUCGCUUCACAAAUCAUGGCCAAAGCGGUCGCUGCAGCCUCGACAGCCGCGGCCGGACUGCCUGCGACGCUGGCUGGCGGAGCAGGGGACGUGCAUUUUGAGCGCAAGGCACAUCGCGGAUCACCUCUGAGAUGCGCUAUGGCCGCCCGAGGAGCGCUAUGAUGGACAAGCUCCCGGUUGGCCACUGCCAUACAAAAUUUGAGAAAAUAUUGAACGAUGGCUGCGUCCAGUGUUUGCAAAGCCGACCACACUUCUGCCGCUUCACCCACGGUUAAUCCGCCGAAGUCGCUCGGCGCCACGGCCCCUUCUUUCUGCAGAGAUUCAGCCACGGCCCCCGCGCCAGGAGCUGGGAAAGGUCUUUUCGCGGCCAGAGCCGCCCUUUCGAGCAACGCCCGAAACUCUUCCGUAACAGAGUUAUGCGGCACAUUUCUCUCGGACCCUUCUGCUCCAGACGGCGCGCCAGGGACAGCACGGCGACGCUGCCAUUGUUCUCUGCUCUCGUUCAGGAAACGCAGCGCCAUCCAAAACGAAAGCGCGCGAAUGCUGGAUCUGAGCCAAAAGCU